CAUAGCGGACGGAGAACUUGCUCUAUCAUUCAGUAGCAUUAGUUGUGUCCGCUCGUUCAGUAUCUUCCACAAAAAGCAGAAAUGGCUAUCGUGCUAAUAUCUUUGAUUUUGAUAACAUUGGUGGUUCUCUAUUUUUACUUGACAAAGAACUAUAACUAUUGGCAAAAGCACAAAAUACCUUGCGCAGAUGGCAUUUUACCUGGAGUCGGCCACUUCUGGGACCUCAUCACCAUGAAACUCUCUUUCUCCGAGUGUUGUCGCAAGAUCUACAAAGAUAAUCGAAAUCAUAGUAUGGUAGGAAUCUACAACUUCAGAUCACCAGCGUUGAUGGUCCUCGAACCGGAGCUAGUAAAGACGGUGAUGCAAACAAGUUUUUCGAACUUCCACGAAAACGGCCUUAAGGUUGAUCCUGAAUUGGAUCCUCUUGUAUCAAACAAUCCAUUCUUUAGUAGCGGCGAGAAAUGGGCAACUGGCAGGAAGCGUUUGACUUACGCAUUUUCCAGCAUGCGACUAAAAAUUCUGCUCGAGAGCGUUAAGCAAGUAUGCCAGCAGUUCGAAGAUUACUUGAAUAGAAAAUUAAGCAAUGUCGGAAAGAUCGAAUUGGAACUGAAGGAUAUGUUCGCCAGAUUCACCGCACAAGUUGUGACUGGCGCUGGUUUUGGCAUAGACGGAUUGAGCUUUAACAAGGAGAAAGAGAAAGAAUCUUUUUAUACAAUGGGCAAGUCUUUUCUCCAACCGACUGGUAUGAACAAUAUUAUCGUUACGCUUGUUUUUUUCUUGCCGUCGUUGGGUAAAAUUUUUAGGCUGUCUUUAUUACCAAAGAAAGUUGAUCGUUUCUUUAGAACGAUAAUCGCAGAUGUUAUGGAACAAAGAAGAACAGAGAAUAUACCUAGAAACGACUUUCUUCAGUUGAUGGCUGAACUGGAACGGGUGGAGGGUACUAAGAUUGAUUUAGAAAUUCUUACAUCUCAUGCAGUUUCGUUUUUUCUUGACGGUUAUGAAACCUCUAGUAUAACUUUGAGCUUUGUUGGUUUUCAAUUAGCUAGUCAUCCAGAUGUGCAGGAAAAAUUACGCAAUGAAGUAAUAUCUGUGCUUGACAAGUAUGAUGGCGUGAUUACUUAUGAAGCUUUAAAAGAGAUGACGUACAUGGAUCAAGUCAUGAGCGAAUCACAGAGAUGCGUCCCUGCAGUGGGAUUUCUGACCAAGAUUUGUACAGAAGCAACUGAACUCAGAGGAUCUGAUGGACUCACCUGUCACGUUGAACGUGGAAUGCAAAUUCUGAUACCCGUUCACGGCCUCCACGAAGAUCCUCGGUAUUGGGAGCGUCCCGAAGUAUUUGAUCCCGAAAGAUUUGGCCCAGACAGGAAACACAGCAUCGAAAGAUUCGCUUUUCUUCCCUUCGGCGAAGGUCCGCGAAUCUGCGUAGGGAUGAGAAUGGCUCAGUUACAAAUGAAAGCGUGUUUGGCUACAUUCCUAAGGAAAUAUAGUCUUGAACUUUCUCCGAAAACUCGUACACCCUUGAAGAUGGAUGCUUCUUAUUUUUUGUCUGCCCCAGAAGGUGGUUUUUGGGUUUACAUUCGGCCGGACAAAAAUUAAUAAUUUCAACUGAGCAAAGUUUAUAACGCAAGAUGCAGAACACAUUUCAACAUGUAUAUAUCUUCAACAACAAUUAUGGAGGUGAGAAAUGCGUGAUGAGGAUUUAAAUAGAUUUGGAAUUUCACAGAACAAAUUAUCUACAUGAGUCAAAAGGUAAAACAAUUUUUAAUUAAGAUUUGUAAAUUAUUUUAUAUAAGGAAAAGUGA
This is a messenger RNA of Nylanderia fulva, 1802 nucleotides long. Lineage: Eukaryota; Metazoa; Arthropoda; Insecta; Hymenoptera; Formicidae. The record is from RefSeq and is a predicted model, not a curated record.